UUUCAAGCCCCGUCAUUGGAAAAGAUAGUGAUCAUUGUUUCCGUUUUCUGUCAUACCUAAUAUUAAACACUAAGAAUAUUAAAUCAUCAGUGAAAAAAAGUACUGAAAGAGCACCACCAUUAUUGUCAGUGUUGAUAAUAUAUCAAAAUGAUUAAGCUGUUUUCUCUUAAACAACAAAAGAAAGACGGCGAAAAUGCACCCGAACGAGGAAAGAGAGCUUCUGCUGCUCAGUUGAGGAUACAGAAAGAUAUCAAUGAGCUUAAUCUUCCCAAAACUUGUCAAGUUGAUUUCCCAGACCCUGAUGAUCUUUUAAACUUUAAAGUUAUCAUUUCUCCCGAUGAGGAGUUCUACAGAGGUGGCCGUUUUGUAUUUAGUUUUAAAGUAGGUCAGGGUUAUCCCCAUGAUCCACCCAAAGUGAAAUGUGAAACAAUGGUAUAUCAUCCCAACAUUGACCUUGAAGGCAAUGUUUGUUUAAAUAUUCUCAGGGAAGAUUGGAAACCUGUUCUCACAAUUAAUUCUAUAGUCUAUGGUUUGCAGUAUUUAUUUUUGGAGCCAAAUCCAGAAGACCCAUUAAAUAAAGAAGCAGCUGAAGUCCUACAGACCAACCGCCGUCUUUUUGAACAGAAUGUAGCCAAAUCCAUGAGAGGUGGUCAUAUAGGAAAUGUUUACUUUGAAAGGUGUCUCAAAUGAUUAUAACCCAACUGGAAUUUAAUUCGAUUGAAGAUAGUAUGCGAAAAACAUUUUUAAACUUUGAGAACAUGGUUUUGAUAGGCUACCUAUGUUGGUGUCACCUGUGUGUUUCAACCAUGCUUUGUGAUUUUUGCAGUUUUCAAAACCACUUUCUCAAAUGAAUUCUGUAAGCGUUCAAGCUGUGACUGCCACAUUGGGCUUUCUAAAAAAAUUUCCUUCCCCAAUGUAUUUGUUAAAAUAGGGUAUGUGUAUCAGUUCAGAAAAGAUGCAUAAUUUCAGUUGUUGAGAAAAGGUAUCAUGUGGUUAACUGUUCUAUUUUGUGAAUCUCUUGCAGUGUUUUAUUAAAAUAUAUUUCAAGUAGUUUUUAAUAUCAGUAUUUUGUUUGCUUUAAUUAAUUUAAAUAUGCAUUUUGUUUCACUAGUGGUAAAUACUCUUAAUAGACUUUAAAACAACUACAUCAGUGCCACAAGCUAUUUGAUACCAUUAGAAGAGGCAUAAAAUAAUUGCCUUUUUAAAAAUGUAUGCUUUAUAAAAAUAACUAUUUUUAAAGCUAAUAAAACAUAAAUGUAUUAAAGUGAUAGCAUUUUUAUUUUCAUAAGAUAUGUGUAAAUGGUGAUGUUUAUGAACAGUGAAUAAUAUUGACUCAUAUUUAUUAUCCAAACAUCUGUGCUGUAUGUAAUGAGUGUCAUCACAAGAAAAAUAUACAGACACUGGAUCAUGCUUGUGACAGCUAUGAUCAAAUUUAAGAGAAACUGAAGAAAUUGUCACUUUUUUUAACCAAUCAUACUUUUAAAUCAUUGUUUAGUAAAUGCAAUAUUUUGGGGGAUAAUAGUUACUGUGUACAUUUACUUAACUAGUUUCAUUGACAUUUCUAUCUAAUAAGCUUUUUAGAUUUUUUAAAAAUAAAAUAGUAAAGUAUACAUUUUGAUGUACCAUAUAAACUUAUACUAGCAUAAACAGUUAAUGUUUACUGGUGCGCUGUGUGUGGGUGUUGAAAUAUAUUCCAUUGUGUAAAGUCAUUUCUUUAUCAUGCCUUCUAUUCAUGAAGUUUUCAUACAAACUGUUGAGUUUGAAAAGAGGAAAAUUUGUGUUUUCCUUUUUUUUUUUUUUGUUUUUAAAGUAAAUCUUGACAUGAACUUAUCACCAGUUUACCUUCAUGUUUGUCUGCAAGUUUAAUCAUAGUCUCUGACCUUUAUCUAAUAUUAUACAACUGGUUGCAAGUGAUUAAUGAGAGGAAGCAACUACCUAUAUAAUAUAGUAUAUUUGCUUAAUUGUCUAGUUACAUAUUCAUCCAGAUUAUAUUUUUGACACAAAACUUUGAACUGAAGUUCCACCUAUUAUAUUGUACAUGUUGAGUGACCAGAAAAAUUGAAAAUGUUUGUAAAAUGCAUGGGUGAGAUUUUCUGACACUGGUUUGAAACCUAAAAUUAUGUAACUUAAAAAAAUCCACACUCAAAGCUGAGAAAGUGUACUGAUUAUUAGAAACCAAAUAAAGCUACAACAAUCCAUUACCAACAGUGACCACCAGACUUUGUUUACAUGUCUUGUUUGAAUGUGAUAAUGUGCUGACUGACAGUUCUUACAGUUGCAAUGAAAAGAUUUACCAAACUUAAAUAAAAUUUAUGUUUCUUUAUGUUUGUAUUUAUAAAGCCAUUUUUUUCUGUCAAUAAAUGCUAUAAUUACA
This is a messenger RNA of Physella acuta, 2374 nucleotides long. RefSeq names its product NEDD8-conjugating enzyme Ubc12. Lineage: Eukaryota; Metazoa; Mollusca; Gastropoda; Physidae. The record is from RefSeq and is a predicted model, not a curated record.